This is a messenger RNA of Spodoptera littoralis (African cotton leafworm), 914 nucleotides long. Lineage: Eukaryota; Metazoa; Arthropoda; Insecta; Lepidoptera; Noctuidae. The record is from the annotation of a GenBank genome assembly.
AUAGAAAGUUAUUAAAUUAAAAAUCAAAUACAAGUAGGUAUACAACUUUAACAUGACGGAACCAGAAUUAGUGGAGGAUUUCUUCGGAGUCUACUUGUUAUAUUGUACGAAUCCUAAAUAUAAAGGCCGAACAUAUGUUGGUUAUACUCGGGACCCAAAUAGGAGAAUAAUGCAGCAUAAUAAAGGCAUAUGGGCUGGAGGAGCACAUCGAACUAAUAAUAAGGGACCCUGUAUUUAUGCCGAUAAAAAAUAUUUCAGGAAGAUGGUGGUCAUAGUGCAUGGAUUUCCAAAUAAUAUUUCUGCUCUAAGGUUUGAAUGGGCCUGGCAAAACCCAACAAAGACAAUAAGACUGCAACAUCUAAACUUAAAGAAGAUCCCAAGAAAAGAGUCUGAAUUUAAAUUCAAAUUAAGAAUUUUGAGUGAGAUGUUACGAGUGGGCCCAUGGUGUAGACUGCCUCUGAUCAUCAGAUGGUUGGAACCUGAGUAUCGGGAGGAAUUUCCUCCCGAAAGAAUACCACCGCAACACAUGUCAAUCUGCGAAGGACCUGUAAAAAGUAGAAACUUAAAAACCAAAGAUAUAAACCCCAUACCACCCGAUGAAGAAUGUCUUCUAUGCUCCGCUUACAUCACCAAUGGUCAGACAAAGAUCACCUGUUUGAAUCCCAACUGUGAACUUCUGUGUCAUAUAACUUGCUUAGCAGAACUAUUUUUGGUACCAGGAGAGUAUGUGCCAGUAGAAGGUACUUGUCCCUUCUGUGAUUUAAAGGUAAAAUGGGGUGAUUUGAUCAGGAAAAUGAAAGGGUGCGCUUAUACCACUGAUGUUGAAGAAUACAGCGAUGAAGAGGUACAAGAUAUAGCUUUUGCUGAAGAUCCAUCGUGGAUGCAAGAUUGUAAUUAUGAUUUAUGAUAAUGUU